UCUCGCUCAAGGAAGACUUGCGGCUGUCACUCACUCUGCACGGGCCCUGGCACGCGAAAGUUCACACAGAUAUCAUAUCAUUAGAUUUAUUUAAAAUAUAAUGUUUACCUGCUUAUUAUUGUGACUAACGGACUUACAGACGUUUAAGGGAAAGGGUGUGUUUCGAUAUCACUGCAGUCAUGUUGUCGAGACUAAGCACAAGAGUGAGACCGUGUGUGAGUGUGUGUCGCUGGAUUCACACUAAAGAGAAGGGGAAACCUCUCAUGCUCAACCCACGUACCAACAAGGGCAUGGCGUUCACUCUGAAGGAGCGACAGAUUUUGGGCAUUCAUGGUCUAUUGCCACCAAAGAUUGAGACCCAGGACACACAGGCCAUCCGCUUCCAGAAGAACCUGAAGAAGAUGUCUGAUCCUCUGCAGAAAUACAUCUACCUGAUGGGGAUUCAGGAGAGGAACGAGCGUCUCUUCUACCGUGUGUUGAUGGAAGACAUCGAGGCUCUGAUGCCCAUCGUCUACACGCCCACUGUUGGCCUUGCGUGCACACAGUAUGGACACAUCUUCCGUCGGCCCAAAGGUCUGUUUAUCUCCAUUAAGGAUCAAGGACACAUUCGUUCCAUAUUGGAUAACUGGCCAGAAACUACUGUUAAGGCUGUAGUUGUGACAGACGGUGAGCGUAUCUUGGGUCUAGGAGAUCUGGGAGUGUAUGGUAUGGGUAUUCCUGUUGGCAAGCUGUGUCUGUAUACUGCCUGUGCUGGAAUCCGACCUGAGAGUUGCCUGCCGGUCUGCAUUGAUGUGGGCACUGAUAAUGAGACGUUACUAAGAGAUCCGUUCUACAUGGGUCUGUAUCAGCGGCGGGACCGCUCUCAGCGAUAUGAUGACCUCAUAGAUGAGUUUAUGGAUGCUGUGGUGGAUAAAUAUGGACAGGAUACACUUAUCCAGUUUGAGGACUUUGGAAAUCACAACGCCUUCCGCUUCUUGAAGAAAUACCGUGAGAAGUACUGCACCUUCAACGAUGAUAUCCAGGGCACUGCAUCUGUAGCUCUGGCAGGUCUACUGGCAGCUCAGCGUGUGGUGGGGAAGCCAGUAACUGAACAUAAAGUUUUGUUUCUGGGAGCUGGAGAGGCAGCUCUUGGGAUUGCUAACCUGAUUGUCAUGGCGAUGAUGGAGGCAGGGGUGUCUCAGGCAGAUGCCAGAAAGAAGAUCUGGAUGUUUGACAAAUACGGUCUGCUAGUAAAGGGCAGAGCUUAUGAGACAGACAGUAAUCAGGAGGCUUUUGUCCAUGCUGAUCCAGGGGACGUAAAAAGCUUCUUAGAUGCUGUCAAUGUCAUUAAACCCACUGCGAUCAUUGGUGUGGCAGGAGCUGGCCGGCUCUUCACUCAUGAUGUCAUCAAAGCAAUGGGCAGCUUGAACGAACGACCAAUCAUCUUUGCGCUGAGUAACCCCACCGCCAAAGCAGAGUGCACUGCUGAAGAUGCUUACAGCCUCACACAGGGUCGGUGCUUGUUUGCCAGUGGCAGUCCAUUUGCCCCCGUGUCAUUGGAGGAUGGCAGAAUACUGACCCCUGGACAGGGCAACAAUGCUUAUAUAUUCCCAGGUGUUGCUCUGGCUGUAAUUCUCAGUGGAGUCAGACACAUCAGUGAUACGAUCUUUCUUGAGGCAGCAAAGACACUUGCAGAUCAGCUUACAGAUGAGGAUCUGAGUCAGGGCCGACUGUAUCCCCCCCUUUCCAACAUCAGAGAGGUGUCUUUACAGAUGGCUGUCAAGGUGGUGCAGUAUGUAUAUUCAAACGGAAUGGCAUUCAGAUACCCAGAGCCUGUGGAUAAGGAAGCUUACGUUCGAUCAACUGUGUGGAACACCAACUACGAUUUGUUCCUUCCCGACAUGUACAACUGGCCCGGAGUAUCUCACAGCCCCAUAGUGGACUAGACGAACACAUGAGAACAUGCAAACAAGACAAGAGAGAAACAGAACAAAAAGAAGGAACUCUGAAGGGAGUUUUGAUGCUACAGAUUUAGGCACUCCAUGUUUCCCUGCCGCUUCUGUCUAUUCUAGUAUUUAUUCGUAUUUCUCACCCUUAUUUAAAUUGUGUAAUCUUAGUUUACAGGUGAAUCUCAACUACAACAUGUCCGGGUCACAUUUCAAUCCAAAAUACGAAAAUGAAGACCUGUUUUUAUAGUGACAUUAUUUGCAUAACAUUUAAGCCCCUCCCCAUAUUCUCUCAUUAUGGCAGUAUUUGUUGCACUGCCUUUAAUUUAUGCUCAUUGUGUUACAGUAUGUUUUGUUUUUGGACAGAAAUGUGCUUACUGACAUGAAAAUAAUGCCACAAUUGAAAGAUUCUAAAAAUAGGCUUUAUUUUCUUUAAGCAAAAUAUAAUGUCUUAUUGUUUCUUUAGAUUUUGGGGUGAAAUGUGACCCGGGCAUGUUUUCCUGUGAUUCAGCCUUAUUGCUUAUUACAGCCAGUUGUCUUGUGUUUUGUUUAAUAGUGUGCCUUGUCACUCCUCUCAGUUUUUAUAUGCUGCUCACAAUGUAAUGUUAUCUAUAAUGAAGUGACACUCCAUAUACUCAUUGUGUUUCUGUUUGUUUCCUGUUGUAUCUGUCACUGUCAUUCAGUCUCUUAAAGAUCCAUCCCUUUAGUAGAGGAGGAGCUACAGGGAGCAAAGAAAAAGCACAGGAGACAGAAGGUUAUAUUACACAGAAUCAUGUUGAUAUUACAUUAUGUCAUAUAUCUCGGUCUCUGUGGUCGUGACUGAUCUGUAAUGGUUUUAGAGCACUGACCAGAAUCAAAUAUUUACACACUUAUACCAGAUCAUGUCUUGUAACACUCUGUAUAACAGCUGAAGUCCAUUUCUAGUUGACACUUUACACUAUUGUACUGUCAGCCAGUAAUUAUUGUGAAAUAAACCCUGACAGGGUCAUUUUGUGUCAAGUUUAUUUUGUGAUAAUGACAGGCUGUCUGUACUUUCUUAUUAUUAUGCAGCAACUUACAAAAUCAAUAAAUAAAAGGACAAUAAAUAUUGAUUUGAGGUGAAAAUAUUAUGCGAGAAGAGAGCGCAGGGCCAUGUGAAAUACAUGAAACUAGCACAGCUAUGUAGGAAAUCAGUAGCCUGCAAUACCGGCCAAUUAUACAAUUUAGCGGUCAAUAUCCAAAACAUAUUUGACAGCAGAACUCAGUAUUCUAUAAAGCUGUUUAGUGAUAGCUAGUCAAAGCUGAAGUACCAUGGAAAGUGCCCGCUUAGGUGGUUUUCACACUGGGCACGUUUGCUGCGGUCCGAAUCCAAGCACGAUUGUUCCCGGCGCCCCCCCCAGCGUUGGUCUGGUUUCAGACUUGUGUAUGAUUCUGUCGAACCCUGGUUCUUUUACGUCAUCAACUUGCGUCAUCACAAGCGUGCAAAUGAUGGAAAACACAAUGUGGGUCACUAUAUUUGUGUGUUUGUUAUUAAUUUUGUGUCAUUAUGCACACCAGAGUGAACGACACUUGCGCCUCUGUGCUUCACAUGCUGUAAUUCAGCAGUUGUAAAUUUCCAGGGGAAGGAGACUAUAUCUGAUGCUCUCAAACAAUCUUUUUUGAGGACACAGCUGGUUGCACGCUCAAUCACAUAUAUAAAAGGCACCUCACCUAUUCUGUGUCCCGAAAGGUUUCCCUGCCAAUCAAGAUGCACGUGUGUGUGUUUGUUUUUGUGCAACUGAUGAUGUCAUCAUGCUUAAAUUGGCAAAAAACGCAUGCAAAAGUAAUUUUGCCUCCUGAACAAGUGCGGUCCCGAGGACAGGUUGCUUUCUCACUCAUGCGAUCUGUGCCGAACUCAGACCACCUCCUACAGGUAGUCUCGGGUUUGGUACCGCGAACCGUGCUCUGUUUCGGACUAAACUGCCAGUGUGAAAGCACCCUUAUAGAGAUCUUUUCAUAAGUCGUCACACAUCAUAUAGUGUGUUACAUAUUUUACAUGCCAUUCUGUGUUCAGUAGCCAAAUAUCACCACAGAAUCAAGUUUUUUAGAUGAAUGAAUUAUCAUGAUUUAAAUUUCCCUCUUAUUGUCUUAGGGUCAUUUUUGACCCAGGACAGGUAAAGAAUACAUUAUAAAUACCACAUAGUUUUUGGUACUUGAACCAAACGUUGUGACUUUGUCAUUUAUUUUUGUAUAUAACUAUUUAAGAGAAAUAACAAUAUAAAACAAAUUGUUUCUUCCAGGGGUGGGCGAUAUGACCAAAAUCUUAUUUCAUGAUAUGAAUCUUUUUAUAUCACGAUGACGAGAAAUCACAAUAUUUUGUUUUUCCUGAAAAAUCAAUAAAAAUGGGUUUAUACAUUAAAUAACCAUGUUUUAAUGUCUAUUUUUGCACAAUCCAGUCAGUAAUUUAAAUACAGUUGUGCUCAAAAGUUUGCAUACCCUGGCAGAAAUUGUGAAAUUUUGACAUUGAUUUUGAAAAUAUGACUGAUCAUGCAAAAAAACGGUCUUUUAUUUAAGGAUAGUGAUCAUAUGAAGCCAUUUAUUAUCACAUAGUUGUUUGGCUCCUUUUUAAAUCAUAAUGAUAACAGAAAUCACCCAAAUGGCCCUGAUCAAAAGUUUACACACCCUUGAAUGUUUGGCCUUGUUACAGACACACAAGGUGACACACACAGGUUUAAAUGGCAAUUAAAGUUUAAUUUCCCACACCUGUGGCUUUUUAAAUUGCAAUUAGUGUCUGUGUAUACAUAGUCAAUGAGUUUGUUAGCUCUCAUGUGGAUGCACUGAGCAGGCUAGAUACUGAGCCAUGGGGAGCAGAAAAGAACUGUCAAAAGACCUGCGUAACAAGGUAAAGGAACUUUAUAAAGAUGGAAAAGGUAUAAAAAGAUAUCCAAAGCCUUGAAAAUGCCAGUCAGUACUGUUCAAUCACUUAUUAAGAAGUGGAAAAUUCUGGGAUCUCUUGAUACCAAGCCAAGGUCAGGUAGACCAAGAAAGAUUUCAGCCACAACUGCCAGAAGAAUUGUUCGGGAUACAAAGAAAAACCCACAGGUAACCUCAGGAGAAAUACAGGCUGCUCUGGAAAAAGACUGUGUGGUUGUUUUAAGGAGCACAAUACGACGAUACUUGAACAAAAAUGAGCUGUAUGGUCGAGUUGCCAGAAAGAAGCCUUUACUGCGCCAAUGUCACAAAAAAGCCCGGUUACAAUAUGCCCGACAACACCUUGACACGCCAAAAUAGAGCUUUAUGGUCACAACCAUAACCGCUAUGUUUGGAGAGGGGUCAACAAGUAUUGUGCUCCUUGAAACAACCACACCGUCUUUUUCCAGAGCAGCCUGUAUUUCUCCUGAGGUUACCUGUGGGUUUUUCUUUGUAUCCCGAACAAUUCUUCUGGCAGUUGUGGCUGAAACGUAUGUGUAUAAUUAUUUUUUAUUUUUUAUUAUUAUCUAUGUCUUGCUACUGUUUUUGUAUUGUUGUACACUGGAAGCUCCUGUCACCAAGACAAAUUCCUUGUAUGUGUAAGUGUACUUGGCAAUAAAGCUCAUUCUGAUUAAACUAUUUUAACACGA
Messenger RNA from Myxocyprinus asiaticus (Chinese sucker), 5503 nucleotides. RefSeq names its product NAD-dependent malic enzyme, mitochondrial-like. The transcript has 15 exons. Bases 180 to 1925 code for a protein of 581 amino acids. Gene Ontology annotation, molecular function: malate dehydrogenase (decarboxylating) (NAD+) activity; NAD binding; malate dehydrogenase (decarboxylating) (NADP+) activity. Gene Ontology annotation, biological process: malate metabolic process; pyruvate metabolic process. NCBI's taxonomy places the organism in Eukaryota, Metazoa, Chordata, Actinopteri, Cypriniformes, Catostomidae. The record is from RefSeq and is a predicted model, not a curated record. Gene Ontology annotation, cellular component: mitochondrion.